Molecule: messenger RNA, 23156 nt
Organism: Porites lobata
Lineage: Eukaryota; Metazoa; Cnidaria; Anthozoa; Scleractinia; Poritidae
Source: the annotation of a GenBank genome assembly
AUGGAUCUGAAGAUUCGUGUAUACUGUUUGCUGACUGCCCUGGUUGCAGUUAAUAAUGUUCAAGGUAUGCUACAAUGUUAAUUUUAGACUUGGUAUAGGCCACUCGAUCGUGAGACCGAAGAAACUGGAAAUUAGAAAUCAUGCAUUAUUUUCUAUCAACCUUUUAAGCCGUUAUUGCGCAGUUAUCAAUUUAACUCAAGGUGAUAUCUUUGUGUAAAAUUUCCGGAAGUUGAUUUGAAAAGUUUUCCGCAUUGACGUGUCAUGUGGCAACCUCGUUGCAGGGCUGUUCCUUAGGAACAGAGCUCUUGGGAAGUGGUUUUCAAUUGCUCGGCGAGAGAGGGAUGACGGGAAGCGAGGGAGUGUUAUUGGCGAUAUCAAGACUGAAUAAUGCAAAUAUAAAAAAACUACACACACAUUGGUAAUUACUCUACCCCGUCUCAUAAAUUGCACAAAGAUUUUCAAGUUGUCAGCCAUUCUCUUAUCAUGCGUUAGCAAGGGAAGUUGAAACGUCGUGUUCGCGGAUUUCAAAGUCUAUUUCUUGGCCCAUCGCGUAGAAUCCCCAGUCCACGGAGGUCAACAAAAAAAUUUCCCGUCCGCGCUGGGGUUAGUGUUUUGUCUUUUUGCCGUGACAGUUAUAAAUGAAGAAGCAUACACGAAACAAAAAGAACAAGACGGUCAAAGAGGACUGGAAACAAGUUUGAAAAAUAACAAAGAUGGCGGACGGAGUCGAGAAGAAAUUUUUUUUGGCUUUCCAAGACGUUUUCUGGAAGUUUUCUUGGCGCUGUCUACCCAUCACGCGUUCAGGUCAAAUUCAAAGGAAAACAAAUCGUAUUCGUAUCGUAUUCCAUGGUUUAAAAGACUUUGGCGGUUUUAAAGGCAGACAAGAGAUGUCACGAUUUCAAGUGGUACCCUUCGCAAUUUCUGCUAACUUUGGUUUUAAUCUUUCCGUGAAAAUCUACGCACGCGAAAAUCCAUACAAAAAUGACGAAUUUUUGGUUCGUAUUUAGCGCAAAAAAAACAAACAAACAAACAAACAAAACAGUGAAAUCCGAUAAGCUGGCAUUAACCGAAGGUAAGAUCUUAAAUUUGAUGUUUCUCAUUUCUAUUCCGGUGGUACCCGUUAAGAAUUGGUUACGAGCAACUCACAAUCAGAGACAAAAAACCCCCAAAGUCGCUUCAGUCUUACUAUUCCGCCAUAUUUUAAAGACCAAAUCGUGGCUCGAAUGCGGCUCUAGUCUGUUAAAUUCCCGGAUGUGACCGGGCAUUGACGCGGCGGAGAAGGCGAAAUAUGUCCUGCUUUCUAGUUCUAAUAAAUAUACUAAUCAAGACCAUCAUCUUUGCACCUUGCCCAAGAACGAUCGUGGGCUUAAAAAUUCAAAAAUUGCAGCUUGCAGAAUUAGUAGGCUAUACAGGUUCCGGUUCUAGUGAGGAAACUAUUAAACUUAGGUUGGCUUAAUGCUGAACGAAGCUUUUAUGACUGAAAAGAUUUUAAAAAUGGGGAAAAUUCUCUACUAAAUAGGGAUUUGCGAAAUCAAACUACUUGUUCCCACUUUUGGGAGACGGCAGGAAUGAAGCUGCAUUAAGAAAACACAGAUGCAACUACAAAUAAAAAACCAGGGAAGAAAAAUAAAAGAAACAAACUGCACUCGUGCAAAGCAGUGCAAAAGUAUGACAGACCGAUAGGUAGUGGUGUCAGUUUGUUGGAGACCCUAAUAUACCAAAGUGAUGUAAUUAUUGAGAAUUUAGUUUCUAUAUGUUAUAGAUCUACACACGCAGCCUUUCCGGGAUGAGUUCAGAACUGAUGUUCAUUGUUAAUUAUUAACAAUGAACAUCAGUUCAGAACUCAUCCUGGAAAAAUUAAAUUAAAAGAUUUUGUCUAUUCGGUUUGGCUUAUCACAUUUUUAUGUUUUCUUUCUCUCAGACCUUAUGACAGUUGUGACUGGCCAGUAGGAAGUUGUCAGUUCUACAAGGUUCCCUGCCCACACGGCACAGUACGGUGCCCUGCCAAUGACAAAGGAUGCAAAUUGAAGACAAACUACUGCUGUUGUAACAAGGCAUCGGGUGAGUUAUUGAAAUAAAAUGGUCAAAAAAGUGGCGUCGAUGUUUGCUGGUAACCUGAAAGAACCCUGCAUGACAAUAUUCAACACACCAUGUCCAAAAGAUCUGGACAAAUCUCUAGAUUGAGAGAGCCAGAUAAAGGCUAAUUAUUUAAAUUUGCUCAUUUAUAUAAUCACAACGGUGACAAAAGUCCAUAACCACUUUUAGGGCCUGUUUACAUGGAGGUGGGGGACCCCAGAUAGGUGAGGUAACAUGUGGUGGGUCACCCCACCUAUAAUGUAAACGUGAUCAAAGUAAAAUGAGAGAUCAGUAUAUGAACAGACGGGUUACCCCACGGGUUACCUCACCUACCUGGGGUCCCCCACCCCCAUGUAAACAGGCCCUUAAUUUAUUAGUACUUAUCUUUAUCAAUUUAAUCGAAAUCUAUUCAUUUCUAUUACCAUUGUUAAAAUUCAAAUUAAAUUAAAAUUGCUUCGUAGUAAAUCCAAAACCUUUGCCUGAAUCUUAAUUAAGUUGAAUUUCCACUGACUUCUAUUACUUCCAUGAAUUAAAAUAAUUUUACGUAGAUUUGAUUUUUCUCAUUUAAUGGCUUUUAAGUAACUACUAAACCCACUCCUAAACCAACAACGACAUCUGAACCUACAACAACGCCGCCUGAACCCACGACAACGCUGCCAACGACGAAGCCGCCUCACCCAUAUGCAUGUGACUGGCCGGUUGGAAAAUGUGGGUACUACUUGCAUCCUUGCCCACCAAACAUGAUACGCUGCCCACACAAUGACAAAGGGUGUGGUAAGCCAACUCACUGCUGUUGCUACAGGUUCCCACCAAGUAAGUUAUUAACGACUAGCAGUAAGUAUUUGUAACUAUAAAAAUUGAGACAUUUUUAUCUGAUCAUAUUGUAUCAGUCACAUAAACUAAAUCACGCUGAUCAGUUUACGAGAGAAACUAUUAUUUUAUUGUUAAAAUGUGCAAACUAUUGCCAAACAAGAUGAGAUGAAUAUCACUUUGGUGGAAAUAUACAAAGAAAUGCAUCGGGAGAAAUUUGGGGUUUGGAAAUAGCCCCGAUCCACAGUUUCCUUUCGAAGUGUUUGUUUCUUUAUCUGUGGUGCUGAAACGUGCUUAAAUUUAUUCAAGCAUGCUUAGUUUCUUAUACUACAAAUACGUGCCCUCAAAGAGAAUCUGGUAAUUUUUUUACACCAAGGACUGGUGGUAUUUCAAAGUUGAGAGAGAAUUUACAUUUAACAUGUUUAGUGAAAAGUUAGAAACAUAGGCAGUCAGUGUGGAAGAAAAUUCGAAAAAUAGCAAAUCAGUAACAGACACUAGUAUAAUGCUAUGUGUCGAAAGUACUGCCGAAACGCUUUUUUUCCGGAAACUCAUACAACUGGAUUGUUGGCAUCGAGGAGGCAUCAAAUACCUGGAGAACUUAAGGGAAAAAAGAUAAAAGCCUAAUAUAUUCCUUCUUUUCACCCUGCAUGAUACUUUUGACAUCACAUUGAAGUUAAAUUACUGCUACUGCUAUUAAAAUCUUCAAUUUGUUAGGACCCAGCUCAGUGUUUAAACGUUGAAUAUAGCGCUUAAGCCACCGGGUAAAUCUCUAUCCUAGUGAAUAAGUGUUGGGGGAACCAUGCAUCUUGAAAAGAGAUUAAUCCAGCGGAUAGCGUUUUCCUCUGGGGAUAAAACUGGGGUGAGAAUUGUAUAAUUUUAUCUGAGUUCAUGAUCUGAUCUCUCCUAUCAUUUAAUUGUUUUAAAGCAACUACUGAGCCUACAACGAAGCCUACUCCUAAACCAACGACGAAGCCACCUAAACCUUCAACAAAACCUCCUCAUCCAUACGUGUGUGACUAUCCGGUUGGGUCUUGCUCGUACUAUAAAGAACCGUGCCCAUCAGGCACCAUACCCUGCCCUGACCGUGACAAAGGAUGUAAACUUAAAACAAAUCGCUGCUGCUGCAACCACAAGACUCCUCCUACAACCAAGCCUACUCCUAAACCAACGACGAAGCCACCUAAACCUUCAACAAAACCUCCUCAUCCAUACGUGUGUGACUAUCCGGUUGGGUCUUGCUCCUACUAUAAAGAUCCGUGCCCAUCAGGCACCAUACCCUGCCCUGGCCGCGACAAAGGAUGUAAACAUAAAACAAAUCGCUGCUGCUGCUACCACAAGACUCCUCCACCAAGUAAGUUAUCGACACUAACCAGUACGUAUACAUGAAGCGGAAUAUUUCAGUCAUAACUUAAACAGACAUGGCUUUCUUCUCGUACCCCACCUAAACGUAAUAGCGGUGGAUUUGAACUAGAAACUACUAGAAAAACUACUAAAAAAACCACUAAAAACUACUAGAAACUAGUAAGACAGACCUAAUGAAAAAUAAUUUAUGCAGCUAGCUGCAACUUACCUUGGAUGGGAAUACACAAAAUUGCAUGCUGAAAAAUUAUAGCUCGGCGGGCUGAAAGAGUUUCUGUUUACGUUAUUGAAUUAGUUACAUGGAGUCAUACUCGGAUCCGUCUUCAACAUUUUUGGAUCAAAGCGAGCUGAAAUUAAAACGAAGUGUCCUCCGUCACUUUUUCUUAAACAACGACCACAAGAGAUACUCUUGCAGAUCUUAAAAACAAAUAUUGAACGACCUCUGAUUCUUCUCAAUAUUUUGUCACACACACGAUGAAUUUCAAGCUGAUCAAACAACUCAAAAGUAACGUUUUAGAAAAUCAAACACUCUCCAGUAUCCGCUUAUGGUAUCAGAACAUUUAAAUUAAUGACGAAUUUCCAGUCUGACUACCUAUUAAAUUUUUUCCAAAGUUUAAAAUUUGACAUUUCUCUCUUUCUCUCUAAUUGCAAUUGCUUCAAAGUGACUACUAAACAUUCACCAAAACCUAAAUUUGACGUACUUUCCUCUUCUAUUAGUUUCUUUUGUUAAGUAUCAUUUCAUCUUAAUUUGACUUUCCUCUGAUUAUUUAUUGAUUCACAGCAACUACUAAGCCUACUCCUCAACCAACGACGAAGCCACCUAAACCUUCAACAAAACCUCCUCAUCCAUACGGGUGUGACUAUCCGGUUGGGUCUUGCACGUACUACAAAGAUCCGUGCCCAGCAGGCACCGUACCCUGCCCAGGCAACGACAAAGGAUGUAAACUUAAAACAAAUCGCUGCUGCUGCUACCACAAGACUCCUCCACCAAGUAAGCUAUUGACACCAACCACAGAAUAUUUCAUUGUAAUUGAAAAGAGACAUGCCUAAUUUUCUUAAUCUGAUUAUUGCCGUUUCAUUUAUUUUUGCGAAAAGCAACUACAAAACCUACACCUAAACCAUACGGGUGUGACUGGCCGAAUGGGUAUUGCUCGUACUAUAAAGAUCCGUGCCCAGCAGGCACCAUACCCUGCCCUGGCAACGACAAAGGAUGUAAACUUAAAACAAAUCGCUGCUGCUGCUACCACAAGACUCCUCCACCAAGUAAGCUAUUGACACCAACCACAGAAUAUUUCAUUGUAAUUGAAAAGAUACAUGCCUAAUUUUCUUAAUCUGAUUAUUUUCGUUUCAUUUAUUUUUGCGAAAGCAACUACAAAACCUACACCUAAACCCACGACAAAGCCACCUCAUCCUCCGAAGAAUGUAUGCGAUUGGCCGGUUGGAACUUGUACCUAUAAAUACGACCCAUGUCCACCAGACUGGGAACGCUGCCCUCAGUAUGAUUAUGGAUGUAAACUUGCAACAAAUCACUGUUGUUGCCGCAAGAAGACGCCGCCAGGUAAGUAGUACUUUAGCUUUUCUUAUCAAACUACAUUCCCUUGCAAAAAUAAAGAGAAUACAAAACAUGAAAAACCAAACUGAAUGCUUUUUAUUCCAUUUAUUUUACAAAAGAAGAGUUAAAAGUUGGGCAACAUCAUCUACCAACAUUAAAAUUUUAAUUCUUUUUUUAUUAUUUUUGUAUAUAAUGAUUAAGUUUAAAACACUGAGAUAAAUUAAAAUUCGCGCGACGAAGAAAAUUUAACAACAAAAGCGUCACUGAGAAAAUGUUUUGCUUAGAACAUCAUAGGGUAGAAUUAUUGGGAAAAAAGAAAAUAACUAAAAAUCGAAAGAAAAAUAGAAGUUUGCCUUUGUAUCCAAGUUUAAUGCUCUAUUCUGCUUGUUUUUCUAGCAAUUAAUAAAGAUGAAAUUAAUACAUUUGUUACUAUUAAAGUUUAUUCAGUGAUCUUAACAUUUUUCCUAAAAUACUUUUGACUUAUUUGUUUUAAAGUGACUACCAAACCUCCACAUAAGCCCAAGACAACGCCACCUCAUCCUCCAAAGAAUGUUUGCGAUUGGCCGGUUGGAACUUGUACCUAUAAAUACGACCCAUGUCCACCAGACUGGGAACGCUGCCCUCAGUAUGAUUAUGGAUGUAAAGUUAAGACAAAUCACUGUUGUUGCCGCAAGAAGACACCACCAGGUAAGUAGUUGUUUAAGCUCUUCUUAUCAAAUUGCAUUCCCCUUUCAAAAUAAAGAGAAUACAAAGCAUGAAAAACCACACUGAAUGGUUUUUAUCUCAUUUAUUUUACAACAAAAGAGUUGAACAUAGGCAACAUCAUCUACCAACAUUAAAAUUUUAAUUUUCUCUUUUUUUUGAAGGUUAUAUAUGAUGAUUAAGUUUGAAACACUGAGAUAAAUUAAUAUUCGUGCGACGGAGAAGAAUUUCAACAACAAAAGCGUAACUGAGAAAAUGUUUUGCUUAAAAGGUCAUAGAGUAGAAUUAUUGGAAAAAAAGAAAAAAACAAAAAACAGAAAGAAAAAUAGAAGCUUGUUUUUCUAUCAAUUGAUCGCUAUGAAAUUAAUACAUUUGUUACUAAGUUUAUUCAUCUAAAUAUUUUUCCUUAUAUACGUUUUACUUAUUUGUUUUAAAGUGACUACUAAACCUACACCUAAGCCCAAGACAACGCCACCUCAUCCUCCGAAGAAUGUAUGCGAUUGGCCGGUUGGAACUUGUACCUAUAAAUACGACCCAUGUCCACCAGACUGGGAACGCUGCCCUCAAUAUGAUUAUGGAUGUAAAGUGAAGACAAAUCACUGUUGUUGCCGCAAGAAGACGCCGCCAGGUAAGUAGUUGUCUUAGGUCUUCUUAUCAAAUUACAUUCCUUUGCGGGAAUGAAGAGAAAACAGAGCAUGAAAAACCAAUUUGAAUGCUUUUCAGGUCAUCCUUUUACAACAGAAGAGUUGAAGAUGGGGCAAACAUCAUCUACCAAAAUUUUAAUUUUCCUUUUUUUUAUAGUAAUACAUGAUGAUUAAGUUUAAAACACUGAGAUAAAUUAAAAUUCUAGAGACGGACAAAAAAUCAACAACAGAGAAGGUUCCUAACAAAGGUUUUUCUUUAAAGGUCCUAGGGUGGAAUUUGUGGAAAAAAAGAAAAUAACAAAAAACAGAAAGAAAAAUGGAAGUUUGCCUUUGUAUUCAAGUUUAAUAAACUAUUCUUCUUGUUUUAAUAUCAAUUGAUAACGAUGAAAUUAAUACAUUUGUUACUAUAAAGUUUAUUCAUGUAAUAUUAUUAUCUUUUUAUUUAUUUGUUAUAAAGUGACUACGAAACUUCCUUGUAAGCCCAAGACAACGAAGGUUGCCUUUGUAUCCAAGUUUAAUAAACUAUUCUGCUUGUUUUUCUAUCUAUUGGUAGCGAUGAAGUUAAUACAUUUGUUACUAAGUUUAUUCAUGUAAAUAUUUUUUCUUAUAUCCUUUUUUACUUAUUUGUUAUAAAGUGACUACUAAACCUACACCUAAGCCCAAGACAACGCCACCUCAUCCUCCGAAGAAUGUAUGCGAUUGGCCAGUUGGAACUUGUACCUAUAAAUACGACCCAUGUCCACCAGACUGGGAACGCUGCCCUCAAUAUGAUUAUGGAUGUAAAGUUAAGACAAAUCACUGUUGUUGCCGCAAGAAGACGCCACCAGGUAAGUGGUUGUUUUUGGUUGUUCUUAUCAAAUUGCAUUCCCCUUGAAAAAUAAAGAGAAUACAAAGCAUGAAAAACCUCACUGAAUUGUUUUUAUCUCAUUUAUUUUACAACAAAAGAGUUGAACAUGGGGAAACAUCAUCUAGCAACCUUAAAAUUCUAAUUUUCCUUUUUUUUAAAAAAAUUAUAUAUGAUGAUUAUUAUGGGAUAAUUUAAUAUUCCUGCUACGGAGAAGAAAUUCAACGACAAAAGCGUCACUGAGAAAAUGUUUUUCUUGAAAGGUUAUAGGGUAGAAUUAUUGAAAAAAAAAGAAAACAAAAAACAAAAAACAGAAAGAAAAGUAGAAGUUUGCCUUUGUAUCCAAGUUUAAUAACUAUUCUGCUUGUUUUUCUAUCAAUUAUUGAUAACGAUGAAAUUACUACAUUUGUUACUAAGUUUAUUCAUCUAAAUAUUUUUCCUUAUAUACUUUCUUACUUAUUUGUUAUAAAGCGACUACUAAACCUACACCUAAGCCCAAGACAACGCCACCUCAUCCUCCGAAGAAUGUAUGCGAUUGGCCGGUUGGAACUUGUACCUAUAAAUACGACCCAUGUCCACCAGACUGGGAACGUUGCCCUCAGUAUGAUUAUGGAUGUAAAGUGAAGACAAAUCACUGUUGUUGCCGCAAGAAGACGCCACCAGGUAAGUAGUUGUCUUAGGUCUUCUUAUCAAAUUACAUUCCUUUGCGAGAAUGAAGAGAAAACAGAGCAUGAAAAACCAAUUUGAAUGUUUUUCAGGUCAUCCUUUUACAACAGAAGAGUUGAAGAUGGGGCAAACAUCAUCUACCAAAAUUAAAAUUUUCCCUUUUUUAUAGUAAUAUAUGAUGAUUAAGUGUAAAACACUGAGAUAAAUUAAAAUUCUAGAGACGGACAAAAAAUCAACAACAAAGAAGGUUCCUAACAAAGGUUUUUCUUUAAAGGUCCUAGGGUGAAAUUUGUGGAAAAAAAGAAAAUAACAAAAAACAGAAAGAAAAAUGGAAGUUUGCCUUUGUAUUCAAGUUUAAUAAACUAUUCUUCUUGUUUUAAUAUCAAUUGAUAACGAUGAAAUUAAUACAUUUGUUACUAAGUUUAUUCGUGUAAUUAUCUUUUUAUUUAUUUGUUAUAAAGUGACUACUAAACCUACACCUAAGCCCAAGACAACGCCACCUCAUCCUCCGAAGAAUGUAUGCGAUUGGCCGGUUGGAACUUGUACCUAUAAAUACGACCCAUGUCCACCAGACUGGGAACGUUGCCCUCAGUAUGAUUAUGGAUGUAAAGUUAAGACAAAUCACUGUUGUUGCCGCAAGAAGACGCCGCCAGGUAAGUAGUUGUUUUAGCUCGUCUUAUCAAAUUGCAUUCCUUUGCGGGAAUGAAGAGAAAACAGAGCAUGAAAAACCAAUUUGAAUGCUUUUAUCUCAGGUCAUCCUGAGUUGAAGCUUGGGCAAACAUCAUCUACCAAAAUUAAAAUUUUAAUUUUCCUUUUUUUUAUAGUAAUGUAUGAUGAUUAAGUUUAAAACACUGAGAUAAAGUAAAAUUCCCGCGACGGAGAAAAUUCAGGAACAAAAGCGUCACUGAGAAAAGGUUUUGCUUAAAAGGUCAUAGGGUAGAAUUUUUGGAAAAAAAUAAAAUAAAAUAAAAAAAAAAACAGAAAGAAUAAUGGAAGGUUGCCUUUGUAUCCAAGUUUAAUAAACUAUUCUGCUUGUUUUUCUAUCAAUUGAUAGCGAUGAAAUUAAAACAUUUGUUAGUAAGUUUAUUCAUCUAAAUAUUUUUCCUUAUAUACUUUUUCCUUCUUUGUUAUAAAGUGACUACUAAACCUACACCUGAGCCCAAGACAACGCCACCUCAUCCUCCGAAGAAUGUAUGCGAUUGGCCGGUUGGAACUUGUACCUAUAAAUACGACCCAUGUCCACCAGACUGGGAGCGCUGCCCUCAAUAUGAUUAUGGAUGUAAAGUGAAGACAAAUCACUGUUGUUGCCGCAAGAAGACGCCGCCAGGUAAGUAGUUGUCUUAGCUCUUCUUAUCAAAUUACAUUCCUUUGCGGAAUGAAGAAAAACAGAGCAUGAAAAACCAAUUUGAAUGCCUGUCAGGUCAUCCUUUUACAACAGAAGAGUUGAAGAUGGGGCAAACAUCAUCUACCAAAAUUGAAAUUUUAAUUUUUCUUUUUUAUAGUAAUAUAUGAUGAUUAAGUUUAAAACACUGACAUAAAUUCAAAUUCCAUCAACCGACAAAAAAUCCACGACAAAGAAGAUUACAAAGCAACGGUUUUUCUUUAAAGGUCAGAGGGUAGAAUUUUGGAAAAAAGGGAAACAAAAACAAAACAAAAACAAAAAAGGAAGUUUGCCUUUGUAUUCAAGUUUAAUAAACUAUUCUUCUUGUUUUAAUAUCAAUUGAUAACGAUGAAAUUAAUACAUUUGUUACUAAGUUUAUUCGUGUAAUUAUCUUUUUAUUUAUUUGUUAUAAAGUGACUACUAAACCUACACCUAAGCCCAAGACAACGCCACCUCAUCCUCCGAAGAAUGUAUGCGAUUGGCCGGUUGGAACUUGUACCUAUAAAUACGACCCAUGUCCACCAGACUGGGAACGUUGCCCUCAGUAUGAUUAUGGAUGUAAAGUUAAGACAAAUCACUGUUGUUGCCGCAAGAAGACGCCACCAGGUAAGUAGUUGUUUUCGCUAUUCUUCUCAAAUUGUAUUCCCCUUCCAAAAUAAAGAGAAUACAAAGCAUGAAAGACCAAACUGAAUGCUUUUUCUUUCAUUUAUUUUACAAGAAAAGAGUUGAACAUGGGGCAAGAUCAUCUAUUAACAUUAAAAUUUUAAUUUUCCCUUUUUUUAUGGUUAUAUAUGAUGAUUAAGUUUGAAAGACUGAGAUAAGGUAAAAUUCCCGCGACGGAGAAAAUUCAGCAACAAAAGCGUCACUGAGAAAAGGUUUUGCUUAAAAGGUCAUAGGGGAGAAUUUUUGGAAAAUAAAAAAAAAAAAAAAAAAAAAGAAAGAAUAACGGAAGGUUACCUUUGUAUCCAAGUUUAAUAAACUAUUCUGCUUGUUUUUUUAUCAAUUGAUAGCGAUGAAAUUAAUACAUUUGUUACUAAGUUUAUUCAUCUAAAUAUUUUUCGUUUUAUACUUUUUACUUAUUUGUUAUAAAGUGACUACUAAACCUACACCUAAGCCCAAGACAACGCCACCUCAUCCUCCGAAGAAUGUAUGCGAUUGGCCGGUUGGAACUUGUACCUAUAAAUACGACCCAUGUCCACCAGACUGGGAACGUUGCCCUCAGUAUGAUUAUGGAUGUAAAGUGAAGACAAAUCACUGUUGUUGCCGCAAGAAGACGCCGCCAGGUAAGUAGUUGUUUUAGCUCGUCUUAUCAAAUUGCAUUCCUUUGCGGGAAUGAAGAGAAAACAGAGCAUGAAAAACCAAUUUGAAUGCUUUUCAGGUCAUCCUGAGUUGAAGCUUGGGCAAACAUCAUCUACCAAAAUUAAAAUUUUAAUUUUCCUUUUUUUUAUAGUAAUGUAUGAUGAUUAAGUUUAAAACACUGAGAUAAAGUAAAAUUCCCGCGACGGAGAAAAUUCAGGAACAAAAGCGUCACUGAGAAAAGGUUUUGCUUAAAAGGUCAUAGGGUAGAAUUUUUGGAAAAAAAUAAAAUAAAAUAAAAAAAAAAAACAGAAAGAAUAAUGGAAGGUUGCCUUUGUAUCCAAGUUUAAUAAACUAUUCUGCUUGUUUUUCUAUCAAUUGAUAGCGAUGAAAUUAAAACAUUUGUUAGUAAGUUUAUUCAUCUAAAUAUUUUUCCUUAUAUACUUUUUCCUUCUUUGUUAUAAAGUGACUACUAAACCUACACCUGAGCCCAAGACAACGCCACCUCAUCCUCCGAAGAAUGUAUGCGAUUGGCCGGUUGGAACUUGUACCUAUAAAUACGACCCAUGUCCACCAGACUGGGAGCGCUGCCCUCAAUAUGAUUAUGGAUGUAAAGUGAAGACAAAUCACUGUUGUUGCCGCAAGAAGACGCCGCCAGGUAAGUAGUUGUCUUAGCUCUUCUUAUCAAAUUGCAUUCCUUUGCGGGAAUGAAGAGAAAACAGAGCAUGAAAAACCAAUUUGAAUGCCUGUCAUGUCAUUUUUUUGCAACAGAAGAGUUGAAGAUGGGGCAACAUCAUCUACCAAAAUUGAAAUUUUAAUUUUUCUUUUUUAUAGUAAUAUAUGAUGAUUAAGUUUAAAACACUGACAUAAAUUCAAAUUCCAUCAACCGACAAAAAAUCCACGACAAAGAAGAUUACAAAGCAACGGUUUUUCUUUAAAGGUCAGAGGGUAGAAUUUUGGAAAAAAGGGAAACAAAAACAAAACAAAAACAAAAAAGGAAGUUUGCCUUUGUAUCCAAGUUUUAUAAACUAUUCUGCUUAUUUUUCUAGCAAUUGAUAACGAUGAAAUUAAUACAUUUGUUACUAAGUCUAUAGAUGUAAAUACUUUUUCCUUAUAUGUUUUUUACUAUUUGUUAUAAAGUGACUACUAAACCUACACCUAAGCCCAAGACAACGCCACCUCAUCCUCCGAAGAAUGUAUGCGAUUGGCCGGUUGGAACUUGUACCUAUAAAUACGACCCAUGUCCACCAGACUGGGAACGUUGCCCUCAAUAUGAUUAUGGAUGUAAAGUUAAGACAAAUCACUGUUGUUGCCGCAAGAAGACGCCGCCAGGUAAGUAGUUGUCUUAGCUGUUCUGAUCAAAUUGCAUUCCUUUGCGGGAAUGAAGAGAAAACAGAGCAUGAAAAACCAAUUUGAAUGCCUGUCAUGUCCUUUUUUUUUUUCAAGAGAAGAGUUGAAGAUGGGACAACAUUAUCUACCAAAAUUAAAUUUUUAAUUUUCCUUUUUUUUGAUGGUAAUAUAUGAUGAUUAAGUUUAAAACACUGAGAUAAAUUAAAAUUCCAGGGAUGGACAAAAAAUGAACAACAAAGAUGGUUUAAAAGCAAAGGUUUUUCUUUAAAGGUUAUAUGGGUAGAAUUUUUGGAAAAAAAGAAAAUAACAAGAAACAGAAACAAAAACGGAAGUUUGCCUUUGUAUCCAAGUUUAAUAAACUAUUCUGCUUGUUUUUCUAUCGAUUGAUAGCGAUGAAAUAAAUACAUUUGUUACUAAGUUUAUUCAUCUAAAUAUUUUUUUCCUGAUAUACUUUUUACUUAUUUGUUAUAAAGUGACUACUAAACCUACACCUAAGCCCAAGACGACGCCACCUCAUCCUCCGAAGAAUGUAUGCGAUUGGCCAGUUGGAACUUGUACCUAUAAAUACGACCCAUGUCCACCAGACUGGGAACGCUGCCCUCAAUAUGAUUAUGGCUGUAAACUUGCAACAAAUCACUGCUGUUGUCGUAAGAAGCUGCCGCCAGGUAAGUUACUGUCAGUUAACUAAAGGUUUCUUUGUAACUGAACAACAGUCAUAGGUCAUCUUCUCUUAUACAACUCUUAUAACUAACAAUUAUUACCCGAGUGCGCGUUGGAUAUGAGAUGGUAGUUCGCCAACGAGGCGCCUAACGCUGGGUUGGCUAUAAUCAUCUCUUAUCCAACAACCGCGAGUGGAAUAAUUGUUUUAUUAAAUAUCGAGAAUUGCUCUCGACUUUAUUUAUAAAAACAACCGAUUUUCAGCUUGUUUUUAAUUUUGCGCAAACGCGUACAGUUAUCAUAUUUGGACAGCAUGGUAUAAUUAACAAUUAGUCGCCGAAGGUGACGUGAAUACCGGCGAAUAGUCACCGAGACGAAUGAUGAUUAUUCGAGGAAAUAAGAUUAUUGAUUAAUUUGCGACUCCGAAACACCAAAAAAUCUGGCUGCCAUUUUGAAAACUGCUAGCCUUGAAAGUUAUAAUCACCGCGCGGUGAUUAUAGCGAGAUAAAGCGAAGCUCCUAGCCAAUCAUAGCGCUCUAUUUUCGAUAAUGAUGAAUGUAAUUAUACCAAUGGCUCAUAAACUAUGAUUGCUAAGCCAAUCACAGCUCUAGAAUUGCAUUAUCCAAUGAUUCAGUUUUUGAUAAUAGGAAUUUUUAUAACGCAAGUGAAACAAGGCAUGAAAAAUUGUUAGUAAUUCAAAAUCACUCGGUUAAUUACUUCCAGUCCAAUCCAUUUCCGUUCUAAAACGAACAUAAAGACCACGUUGGAUUUUUUUUGUCGGUGAAAUUUCGUGUCAUCCUGUCAUUUUUCCAGAAAAAUAAUUUGAAAAAAAAAUUUGAGCAGGCAUGGAAACAUAACAGUUAUACGGAAAAAUAUAUAAAAUAUAAAUGUGACUGUUCUGCGACAGAACUUUGUAAUGCAGUGGUAAAAACUUUCUCCCCAUUCAAAAGGUAUCGUCUUAGCUUUUAUUACAUGAUAUUACCGUAAAUUGUUUUAAGCCCAAGUUGUUCAAGUCAAAUCUAUUUAAUUAAUUAGUUUAAAUUCAAUAUGGUUAUUUCACUUAUUCUUUUUGACAGUAACCACUGUAAAACCAACGACAUAUCCUACGACUACGCCGCCUCAAACUACAACCACCAAGCCGCUGUGUAUCUCUCCCCAUGGGACUUGUUCCUAUGCAUACCUUCCUUGUCCAUCAAACUCAGUACACUGCCCUCAUGAAGACAAAGGAUGUUAUAAGUCACCUUUGUAUAAAUGCUGUUGCAAGAUCCCACCACCAAGUAAGUUUUCAACACUAAAAUAUUAUUUCUCUUUAAUGGGAGAGAGGAAAAACAAUUCUUUUAAUGGGAAAAAGUUAAGGGGGCAUUCUUGUGCUUUUUGGGGGAGAAAUAAUGUUGAUUUGGGGAGGAAUAAAUUAGUGUAGGUAGUAGCAUGAUUUGUGGUGAUAUUUGGCAUAAAUACCACGAGUGAUAUUUCAAAAUUGUUAUACGAAAUUUCACGAGCCGUUAGGCGAGUGAAAUUUGAGACAAUUUUGAAAUGUCCCAAGUGGUAUUUAUGCCAAAUAUCAAGUGCAAAUCAUGCUAUUAUUUGUUUAUACUACUACCCACAAAAGGUUUGUAAUUUUCACAUGUAGGUAUUUCAAAUUAAGCUGAAACACCACUGCUCUGAGCCAAUCAAAUUGCAGAAAUUUCUAAGGUAGUAGUAUAAGGUUAGAAAUGGUAUACACAUAAAUCGGUUAGUCUGCUAAUGGGUUCAGAGCACCGUGUGGUGGUGGUUUACAUUCAACAACCCUCAAAUCUAAUAAUUUUGCAAUUUUCCACAAUUUUAAGCACCCUCCUAGCUCGAAAAAAAUAAUGCAAAAAUUCUCAAAGAAGUCAUUGAACCAAGAAAAUUUACUUAUUUAUUUUUAGAAAUGUAUUUUUUAAUUAUAAUCCAAUGGUUCAGUUUUUGCCAACAGGAAUUAUAACGCAAGUGAAACAAUGCAUGAAUAAUUGUUGGUUAUUCAAAAUCACUCGGUUAAUUACUUACAGUCUAAUCCAUUUCCGUUCUAAAACGAACAUAAAGACCACGUUGGAUAUUUUUGUCGGUAAAUUUUCCUGUCGUCCUUUCAUUUUUCUAGAACAAUAAUUUGAAAAACAAAUUCAGGCAUGGAAACAUAACAGUUAUACGGAAAAAUAUAUAAAAUAUAAAUGUGACUGUUCUGCGACAGAACUUUGUACUGCAGUGGUAAAACCUUUCUCCCCAUUCAAAACGUAUCGUCCUCGCUUUUAUUACAUGAUAUUACCGUAAAUUGUUUUUAAGCCCAAGUUGUUCAAGUCAAAUCUAUUUAAUUAAUUAGUUUAAAUUCAAUAUUGUUAUUUCACUUAUUCUUUUUGACAGCAACCACUGUAAAACCAACGACAUAUCCUACGACUACGCCGCCUCAAACUACAACCACCAAGCCGCUGUGUAUCUCUCCCCAUGGGACUUGUUCCUAUGCAUACCUUCCUUGUCCAUCAAACUCAGUACACUGCCCACAUGAAGAUAAAGGAUGUUAUAAGUCACCUUUGUAUAAAUGCUGUUGCAAGAUCCCACCACCAAGUAAGUUUUCAACACUAAAAUAUUAUUUCUCUUUAAUGGGAGAGAGGAAAAACAAUUCUUUUAAUGGGAAAAAGUUAAGGGGGCAUUCUUGUGCUUUUUGGGGGAGAAAUAAUGUUGAUUUGGGGAGGAAUAAAUUAGUGUAGGUAAUAGCAUGAUUUGUGGUGAUAUUUGGCAUAAAUACCACGAGUGAUAUUUCAAAAUUGUUAUACGAAAUUUCACGAGCCGUUAGGCGAGUGAAAUUUGAGACAAUUUUGAAAUGUCACAAGUGGUAUUUAUGCCAAAUAUCAAGUGCAAAUCAUGCUAUUAUUUGUUUAUACUACUACCCACAAAAGGUUUGUAAUUUUCACAUGUAGGUAUUUCAAAUUAAGCUGAAAUACCACUGCUCUGAGCCAAUCAAAUUGCAGAAAUUUCUAAUGUAGUAGUAUAAGGUUAGAAAUGGUAUACACAUAAACCGAUUAGUCUGCUAAUGGGCUCAGAGGCACCGUCUGGUGGUGGUUUACAUUUAACAACCCUCAAAUCCAAUAAUUUUGCAAUUUUCCACAAUUUUAAGCACCCUCCUAGCUCGAAAAAAAUGAUGCAAAAAUUCUCAAAGAAGUCAUUGAACCAAGAAAAUUUAUUUAUUUAUUUUUAGAAAUUUAUUUUUUAAUUAUAAUCCAAUGGUUCAGUUUUUGCUAACGGGAAUUAUAACGCAAGUGACACAAAGCAUGAAUAAUUGUUGGUUAUUCAAAAUCACUCGGUUAAUUACUUCCAGUCUAAUCCAUUUCCGUUCUAAAACGAACAUAAAGACCACGUUGGAUAUUUUUGUCAGUAAACUUUCCUGUCAUCCUGUCAUUUUUCUAGGACAAUAAUUUGAAAAAGAAAUUCAGGCAUGGAAACAUAACAGUUAUACGGAAAAAUAUAUAAAUAUAAAUGUGACUGUUCUGCGACAGAACUUUGUACUGCGGUGGUAAAACCUUUCUCCCCAUUCAAAACGUAUCGUCCUCGCUUUUAUUACAUGAUAUUACCGUAAAUUGUUUUUAAGCCCAAGUUGUUCAAGUCAAAUCUAUUUAAUUAAUUAGUUUAAAUUCAAUAUUGUUAUUUCACUUAUUCUUUUUGACAGCAACCACUGUAAAACCAACGACAUAUCCUACGACUACGCCGCCUCAAACUACAACCACCAAGCCGCUGUGUAUCUCUCCCCAUGGGACUUGUUCCUAUGCAUACCUUCCUUGUCCAUCAAACUCAGUACACUGCCCACAUGAAGAUAAAGGAUGUUAUAAGUCACCUUUGUAUAAAUGCUGUUGCAAGAUCCCACCACCAAGUAAGUUUUCAAGACUAAAAUAUUAUUUCUCUUUAAUGGGAGAGAGGAAAAACAAUUCUUUUAAUGGGAAAAAGUUAAGGGGGCAUUCUUGUGCUUUUUGGGGGGGAAAUAAUGUUGAUUUGGGGAGGAAUAAAUUAGUGUAGGUAAUAGCAUGAUUUGUGGUGAUAUUUGGCAUAAAUACCACGAGUGAUAUUUCAAAAUUGUUAUACGAAAUUUCACGAGCCGUUAGGCGAGUGAAAUUUGAGACAGUUUUGAAAUAUCCCAAGUGGUAUUUAUGCCAAAUAUCAAGUGCAAAUCAUGCUAUUAUUUGUUUAUACUACUACCCACAAAAGGUUUGUAAUUUUCACAUGUAGGUAUUUCAAAUUAAGCUGAAAUACCACUGCUCUGAGCCAAUCAAAUUGCAGAAAUUUCUAAGGUAGUAGUAUAAGGUUAGAAAUGGUAUACACAUAAAUCGGUUAGUCUGCUAAUGGGUUCAGGGCACCGUGUGGUGGUGGUUUACAUUCAACAACCCUCAAAUCCAAUAAUUUUGCAAUUUUCCACAAUUUUAAGCACCCUCCUAGCUCGAAAAAAAUGAGGCAAAAAUUCUCAAAGAAGUCAUUGAACCAAGAAAAUUUAUUUUUUUUUUUUAGAAAUUUAUUUUUUAAUUAUAAUCCAAUGGUUCAGUUUUUUCUAACAGGAAUUAUAACGCAAGUGAAACAAUGCAUGAAUAAUUGUUGGUUAUUCAAAAUCACUCGGUUAAUUACUUACAGUCUAAUCCAUUUCCGUUCUAAAACGAACAUAAAGACCACGUUGGAUAUUUUUGUCGGUAAAUUUUCCUGUCGUCCUUUCAUUUUUCUAGAACAAUGAUUUGAAAAACAAAUUCAGGCAUGGAAACAUAACAGUUAUACGGAAAAAUAUAUAAAAUAUAAAUGUGACUGUUCUGCGACAGAACUUUGUACUGCAGUGGUAAAACCUUUCUCCCCAUUCAAAACGUAUCGUCCUCGCUUUUAUUACAUGAUAUUGCCGUAAAUUGUUUUUAAGCCCAAGUUGUUCAAGUCAAAUCUAUUUAAUUAAUUAGUUUAAAUUCAAUAUGGUUAUUUCACUUAUUCUUUUUGACAGCAACCACUGUAAAACCAACGACAUAUCCUACGACUACGCCGCCUCAAACUACAACCACCAAGCCGCUGUGUAUCUCUCCCCAUGGGACUUGUUCCUAUGCAUACCUUCCUUGUCCAUCAAACUCAGUACACUGCCCACAUGAAGAUAAAGGAUGUUAUAAGUCACCUUUGUAUAAAUGCUGUUGCAAGAUCCCACCACCAAGUAAGUUUUCAACACUAAAAUAUUAUUUCUCUUUAAUGGGAGAGAGGAAAAACAAUUCUUUUAAUGGGAAAAAGUUAAGGGGGCAUUCUUGUGCUUUUUGGGGGAGAAAUAAUGUUGAUUUGGGGAGGAAAUAAAUAAGGGUAGAAAUGGUAUACACAUAAACCGAUUAGUCUGCUAAUGGGCUCAGAGGCACCGUCUGGUGGUGGUUCACAUUCAACAACCCUCAAAUCCAAUAAUUUUGCAAUUUUCCACAAUUUUAAGCACCCCCCUAGCUCGAAAAAAGUGAUGAAGAAAUUCUCAAAGAAGUCAUUGAACGAAGAAAAUUUAUUUAUUUUUUAAUUUAUUUUUAGAAAUUUAUUUUUUAAUUAUAUCUUGGACGCGAAUCUAUUACGAAAUUAAUGUAUGACUAGAUUAAAGGGCUUUUUUAGAAAAUCGAUCUCUUUUAGUUUAAUUGAACCCCUUUUAGAUACAUUAUCAUGACGGCGAUUGAUUCCACAUUUUGGACUCCAACCUAUACUGUAACUGUGUCAUCUUUUCUUAUACUGGGGACGCAAGCGAUUCUUAGCUCUAUGCAUAGACGGGGGGAGGAAGGGGGGCAACUUUUUUUUAGAAAAGUCGUUAAUUUUACCUUAAACAUAGUAAUCAUAUAAUUUCAUUUACGCAGUUGAUAAAGGGAGACGGGCUUUAGAUGGGAACGGACGAGGAAAGAGAAAAUAAAUAGCCCUCUUUAAGAGUACUGAAAAGAAGGCUUCGUUUGAAUGUUCUAUAGCUGUAUGCUACUGAGAAAUUUUUUACGCUAUGGAGACUCUGACACCAAAUACGUUUCUAACAGACAAAGAAAACUAAAAAGGUAUUAAAUAGCUUUUUUAAAUUCAAACAACAAAUUGCAGUUCGUCUUUUAUCUACACUGAAUAUAUCUUGCUUCUUCCCGGGAAAACAUUGUAUAAAAGUUGAAUAAAUUACAGCAACUUUUUCUUAUAUUCAUUGUUUUUUUUUUUCAUUUUUCCUUUUUCAUUUUUUUUCUAGCAACACCUAAACCCACCACACAGCCACCCAAACCCACGACUAAACCUCCGCCAGGUAAGUAAUAUUAGCCCUCUUGAAUAGCAGAAUACGAAAAAAUCAUCAGCGUGUAGAGUUAAAGGAAGCCGAAUAAUAAUAAUAAUAAUAAUAAUGAUAAUGAUAAUACUGAUAAUGGUAAUAAUAAUAAUAAUAAUAAUAAUAAUAAUAGUAAUAAUAAUUAGAAUUAUAAUUAGUAAUGGUAACAGGACUGAGUGGAGGCCAAUUCGGUCUGUAAUCAUACGAGUGAUUAACAAAAUCGGACGACCGCGUAGCGGGAGUCCGAUUUGUUUAAUCACGAGUAUGAUUACAGACCGAAUUGGACGACACGAAGUUCUGUUACCAAUUAAUCAUAACUUUAACAAAAUUUGUGAUAUAUUAGGCUCUUUUUUUAAUCAAAACACAAGAAAUUCCGAGAUUUUUUUGCUAGCAGUGAAAAAAAAAGCCAUAUAAGCGCGCGCGUGAUGGCGCGUGCUGUCCAAUUACCAAUUACUUAGGCAUGACGCGUACUGUCCUAUUUAACUGUCCUAUUAAGGCUGAAAUCAGGGCAGUUGAUAGCCAAUCAGAUUUAAGAAUUUUGUUAUAGUUAUGAUUAUAAUAUAAUAAUUGUAAUUAUAAGAAGAAGAAGAAGAGGAAGAAAGAGGAGAAGGAGAAAGGAAAUUUAAGGCCUCGGGACGAGACCAGACUAAAAGUAGAAAAUGUUGUUGUUUCCAGGACAAAGAACACCUGUGGGAAUUAGAAAUAAUUAUUCAUCUGAGAGGUCGAUCAGAUUACAAGGACCACCAGUAAUUUUGUAACGGAUGUAAUAAGCAAGAGAAUAGAAUUCUCACAUUGAUGGUACUAACAUUUUUGUACUUUUUUUCUGCCAGUAUGUGGUGGUCCACUGAAAGCAUCAUGGGGGGUCAUCAAAUCUCCAAAUUUCCCUUACAAGUACCCUGAAUACGCGGUCUGUAGAUGGAUAACCUAUGUUACACGAAAAGAGAAGCUCAUCCUCCAGUUUAAGUACUUCGCACUAGCACCGUAAGUAUUAAACUAGUAAUAACCAAAGGUUACGGAGUGCGGGCGACAACGAUCGCCGAAGCAAAACGCUUUUGCUCCAACGCUGUGCUUUGCGUAAGUUUCACGUGACAGAUGGUCAAAACACGCGUAAUCAGAUUACGAGUGAUAGAAGGUCCAAAUUGGACAGUUUGCCUAUUUGUAAAGGAAAGUCUUAUCUGAAACAAUCCAAAUUAAUCUUUCAUUGGACAGUUCGUAAAAAUUAAAGGAUAAUCGCUUUGCUGCCAAUAUCGGAUCAACUAAUAGCUAUAUAAUAAAGAAGAGAAUGUCAAAAGUACCGUAACCACUGGAAGACUGAAACAUACUAGUGUUCGGAAAACGACACAAAGUCGCACGUAACGUGCAGGAAAACUUAAGUCAAGUCAGGGGUCAAUAUUUUAUGAAGCUUGCGCUUGUGCUGCGUACUUUUAUUAAAAAAAAUUAUUAUAAAACAAAAAAUAAAAAACUCUUGUUGCAUAAGGGAGCAGCGAAAGAUAGCUCAAGAUAUAAAUUAAUCUUUCUUGUAUUCUUCUAGGAGAAUUUAGACUAAUUGCAACUUUUGUUGUUUCCUUUUUUUAGGUGCGACUUCCUUUUAAUCUCAGAUGGCGACAAGAUACUCAAAAUUACCAACGGCUUUAAAGUCAGUCGAUGCUACGGAUACGGAUGCUAUCACGAUGAACCGUCGCCCUACGACGAGUUUGAAAGCGAUAAUGUGGAUGAUGACUUUUAUUACUACGACGUUGAAAAACUAAAUGAAGACGAUGAUGGAUGGAAGGCCUUCUGGGUUAGUAAACGUCGCCGUCUCAUUAUCGUUCGAGGUGGGAACCGCCAUGUAGUCAUCAAGUUUAAAUCCAAGGGAUGUGGAAGCGCAAAAGGGUUCAGUGUUCGCUACGAUAAGAAAAGAUCCCGAGGUGAGUUUUUCUUUUGAACCAACCUAGACAUAGCAUAAGUUUGAGCCCAAUCAUUUGAUAGAUUUCAGAAUAGCUAUAAGCCUUUUGCAGGCAUUCUGAUAGUGGAGCAUGUGGUGUUGCCUGCGGUCUGGGACUAGCUGGGGAUCACAUGGUCUAGUGAACUUAACUUGUUGUAGUCAGCACGAUUAAUGCCGUGGAAAUUCCCCUUUUGUUCUCUUCGCCGUCUGCUUAAAUGUCAGAAAACUCAGCAAUCUUACACGUGAGGAGUCACCGUCGUUUGUUUGUCUACUUGAUUCUUUAGCGGUCAUUUUGUACGCUCUUUACAAGACUUAUCUUCACUGUUCGCUACCGAUACAACACCCUGUGCUUUAGCAUGACGACAGCCUUCAACACAAGGUGUUCCCGCUGAACAGGAUAUACCGCCAAAAUUGUGAAAGUCCUAAACCUUCCGAUUACGCCAGUGCUAAUUUGACAACAAGAAAGACUGAAGGUCUUCAGUUUAAGCGAAAAAAAGUCUGAAGACCUUGAACAGAUUACGGACUGGCCAAGUCCUAGUCCAGAGUGUUAACCUUACAAUAACCUCGCGGUAAUCAUAGAAAAAUGUCGGGGCAACUCGUCAGGAAAUUUCUAAAAAUGGAGCCCGGUGGGCGUGACUGAAAGUCAUUUUUUGAUGGGCAAAUUCAAAAAAUCCGUUCGGUAACAAAUUUGUAAAAAUAGUUUCCAAAAUGUUUUCGGCUCAAAGUCUUUAAAUGUCCCCCAAUAGCGGUACCUUUUGCAGCUCAUAGUGGCAAUUGAAUCAUUAUAAAUCACUCUAAGGUGGAGACAACGUCACAAAUUGUAACCCCUAAAGGCUUCGACGAAUAGCCCCAUCAUUUUCAAAGGGUGUACCGGCGUACCUCCAAUAAAAGGUACGACUGACGAAUAGCUUCGUCUCUUUUAUAGGGAGUACCCACGAAUAAACCACACUGGCAUGGUGGGUUAACCAACAUUGCUUAGGAAAUUAAUACAGCACAAAACUUAUUAUGCGCUGCAUUGAUUUAUUGUCUUCUUCUUUAUUUAUCGUUCUUUUAUAUUUUCAUUUUAGGUUCGAGCUCGGACUCUGAUGAGGAACAGUGAAGACGCUUAAUGCAGUCAAAACAUUGCUUUCGGAGAAAAAUAGUUUUCUUUCUAUUUGGUUAUCAUUAUUAAGCUCACAAAAGUAUUUAAUUCAAGGGAAGUACUAUUUACUUUGUAGAAGAAAUUAUCAAUUAAACAUAACCGCUUAAGUGCAUGUUAACCCUCAUUUUCAGCGAAGUAUCAUUUUUAUUUAUGUACGAAGGGUGGUUCUUUAAUAACAACUCAGCAAAUAAUCUGCGAGCAAGCUCUCUAUUUGGGGCUGUCACGAGAAAUCACGCGAGAAUAGCACGCGAAAGGGGACGCCAGUGCAUAAAGAGCUUUCUCGGGCAGGCUAAGCAAACAGCUUGAAGGAUAUGCUGUUAAGAUUUAACAGAUGCACGCGUGAUCAGCUAUCAGAUUGCUGCAAAAGAGAAACACGCCCUGUCGAAAAGGUUAACGAGAGUGUUGUCAUUGUAUUUCACUUUUGUGAUUUGCUUUUCGCCGUGCUGUUUCGCUCUCAUCCAGCAGCCUGUUUUAUGGAGC